Suncus etruscus (white-toothed pygmy shrew) is the source of this 1909-nucleotide messenger RNA. RefSeq names its product polycomb group ring finger 2 (gene PCGF2). Gene Ontology annotation, biological process: negative regulation of transcription by RNA polymerase II. Gene Ontology annotation, cellular component: PRC1 complex. Bases 741 to 1775 code for a protein of 344 amino acids. The record is from RefSeq and is a predicted model, not a curated record. Gene Ontology annotation, molecular function: promoter-specific chromatin binding. The transcript is spliced from 10 exons. Lineage: Eukaryota; Metazoa; Chordata; Mammalia; Eulipotyphla; Soricidae.
UUAGGGGUUACCCCUGGCUCUGUGCUCAGAAAUCAAUCCUGGCAAGCUCCGGGAACCAUUUGGGAUGCCAGGAUCAAAUCUGGGUUAGCCACGUGCAAGGCAAACACCCUCCCCACCGUUCUAUUGCUCUGGCUCCUUCAGUUUGGGUUUUUGACUGUGCCUGCCCAUCCGGCUUCACUUGGACACCCUUUGGUGAAACCAAGCACCUCCAGUGUGUUGGCUGGGCACCUUAUACUGGAGACAGUCACUUGGGGAGUGGUUGCUACGCAGAGUGUUGUGAUGAUAUUUGGGCCUCUUGCCAGGGAUGGAUUACCAUGGAAACAGCCAAACAGUGGAGUAACCCACAAGCUCCCUGCUAAUUGUGCAGGGGAGACCCUAGCAGGGAGGGGUUCUGAGGUUGCCCUAUUGGGGUUCAGAACCCUCCUCCCUUCCUUCUUCUGGCCGGGUCAGUGUCUGCGCGGGCUCUCUGGCUUGCUGGCCAGCAUGUCUGGCCAGCAAUGCCUGAGUCUCCGCCGUGGGCCUUUGUGUCUCUCCAUCUCUUUCAGCCUCUGGCCUGGCUCCCUGCGUCUCUGUGGGCCGCCUGGGCUCCAGCCAGACUCAUCUCGGGGUCUCUAUAGAAACUGCUGAUCCCGGCGGUGAAUUUCUGGUCCUAGAAAACCCAAUGUGGCGGCUUUAGAAAUCUUUCUGGAGCAGGGAGCAGGGGUGACGCACCCCAGCCCCCGCCCCCUCACCCCAGCAUCAUGCAUCGGACCACAAGGAUCAAAAUCACGGAGCUGAACCCCCAUCUCAUGUGUGCCCUUUGCGGGGGCUACUUCAUCGACGCUACCACCAUUGUGGAGUGCUUGCAUUCCUUCUGCAAGACCUGCAUUGUUCGCUACCUCGAGACCAACAAGUACUGCCCCAUGUGCGACGUGCAGGUUCACAAGACACGGCCAUUGCUGAGCAUCAGAUCUGACAAAACUCUCCAAGACAUCGUCUACAAAUUGGUCCCUGGGCUUUUCAAAGAUGAGAUGAAACGGCGGCGGGACUUCUAUGCAGCCUACCCGCUGACAGAAGUCCCCAAUGGCUCCAACGAGGACCGUGGUGAAGUCCUUGAGCAGGAGAAGGGGGCCUUGAGCGAUGACGAGAUUGUCAGCCUCUCCAUUGAAUUCUACGAAGGUGCCAGGGACCAGGAGGAAAAGAAGAGUCCUCUGGAAAAUGGCAGUGGGGACAAGGAGAAGACAGGGGUGCGCUUCCUGCGGUGCCCAGCAGCCAUGACAGUUAUGCAUCUCGCCAAGUUUCUGCGCAACAAGAUGGAUGUGCCCAGCAAGUACAAGGUGGAGGUACUCUACGAGGAUGAGCCGCUGAAGGAGUAUUACACGCUCAUGGACAUCGCCUACAUCUACCCCUGGCGGCGGAAUGGUCCUCUCCCCCUCAAGUACCGGGUCCAGCCGACCUGCAAGAGACUCUCCCUGCCCACGGCACCCACAGCCUCCGAGGGCACCAACACCAGUGGGGCGUCCGAGUGUGAGUCUGUCAGCGACAAGGCUCCCAGCCCCGCCACCCUGCCGGCCACCUCCUCCUCCCUGCCCAGCCCCGCCACCCCCUCCCACGGCUCUCCCAGCUCUCAUGGCCCCCCGGCCACCCACCCUACCUCUCCCACUCCCACUUCCACUGCCAGUGGGGCCUCCUCAGCCACUAAUGGGGGCACCUCAAACUGCCUGCAGACACCAUCCUCUACCAGCAGGGGGCGCAAGAUGACUGUCAACGGAGCUCCUGUGCCCCCCUUAACUUGAGGAAAGGGACCCUCUUCCUUUUUCCAGCCAUGCCUCUCCAUCACCCUUCCACUUUUUUCUGGGCCCCCUUUUCCACCUCUUCUACUUUCCCCCAGCUCCUCCCACCUUAGGGGUGGGGGGCGGGUUUUAUAAAU